UUUCGAAACUAUGAUUACACAAACAAAAUACAUAAGAUUCUUUUUUUUGUAUUAUUGCUACUGUGUGUGAAUCUGCCUUGGCCAGCUGUUAGAAAUAAUGACGUUUUCAAAAAGAUUAUCCACUUAUUGUAAUCAAUUAUGCCACUGGCAUCAAUAGUUUUAGAGCAAUUUAAUAAUGUUAAUUGCAAAUAUCUCUUGUGGAUUGUCUUUCAUAAUGUUACGACGGCAGCUGACAUUACUUGCAGGAAGAUGUACUAGGAUAAGUAGCCAACAAGGCGAUCAUAGCAAUGAUGACAACUUUCUACGAUCAGAAAUUUUGUUAUCAAGGGAAAACCAGCAACGGUCGAUGGAAUGUAUGAAGAAACCAUCCCCAAUUGGGAUGAAGUUGAGGCAAACCCUGAGUGAGAAAUCAUUCGCUGCUGUUCUUAUAUGUCUUUGCCUAAAUGAAAGGAAUGAAACUUCAAUACUGUACACCCGGCGCUCCGGUCGACUCACCCGCCACAUACGACAAAUAUCUUUUCCUGGCGGAAUAAAAGAUCCCGGCGAUGUUGACUUCAUAGAUUGUGCCCUGCGGGAAACUGAGGAAGAAAUUGGUUUGCCUCGCAAUAGGAUUAAUGUUUGGGGGUCUGGUACACUAAUAACACCUCCACAUACUGCUGCGAUUAUGCCUGUGGUGGCCACGGUUCAUAAUUUGAUAUUGAAAGAGCUCAAACUCAACGAAGACGAAGUGGAAGAGGUAUUCCUCAUACCUGUCAAGGACCUUAUACAUCCAAAAACAUUGAAACAUACUCAAUUUAAGAGCGGUUGGAGUACUCCAAAUUUUGUAGUUGGCCAUUAUAAAAUAUGGGGGAUAACAGGCUUUAUUACAAACACUUUUCUGCAGUGUCUAAUACCAAUCGACCUAAAGAGACUUAAACAUCACAUCAAAUACGUUCGACCCUUUAAACACAAACAUUAAAAAAAUGUACUCCUUUUAGAUAUUUUUAUAAACAAAAAAGUUAAAGAAUAGAGAACAUUUAUAUACAUAUGGAAGUAUUUUGAUAUACUGAUGAGUUUAAUAAACAAAUAUCUGGUUCGCGGAAGAAUUUUUCUCCGAUUUGAGACGACAGUCUUAAUGUAUUUUCCUACAAAUUGAGUGUUCUCCUAAUGACUAAUAAACAUUUAUCAGAAGGUGUAAUUUUUAUGUUCAAAAUUCACUUGGUGGUAACCACUUUCAAAUACGUACAUUAUUGUAUUUAAUUGUAAAUAAAAAGCUUUUUGUGGUAUCAAAUACAUAUACAACGUACGAAAUUUUAUUUGUUUUAUUUGAUGUAUGCAUAUAUUAUUUAUAUGUAUGUAUAUAUAUCGUAUAUACAAAAACAUUGUAUCCUAUUUUAAGAAUGUUCACAUAUUUAUAUGUUAAAUAUAAGGAAUUUAGAGAGAAAUAAAUUUCUUCCAUUGGCUUGUUUUCUUUUUCAAUAUAUUGUUUUAGAAAUACGCUUUAUAGAUACUAUUGCAGAUCAGAAUUUAAUACGUCUUUUAAGUUUGGAUUAUAAUGGCAUACUUGCUUAUUUGCAAUUUAAACUUUUUAAGCCCAGGUCGCUCUUUUUAUUUAUUGUUAAUACAGAUUUGAUAAAUACUUAUCGUAAACAUUAAAAAUAUUUAUACUGAAUGUUUUAAUUCAAAUGUUAGAAUUGGCAAAGAAAUAAAAAAAA
This is a messenger RNA of Ceratitis capitata (Mediterranean fruit fly), 1694 nucleotides long. Its product is annotated as nucleoside diphosphate-linked moiety X motif 8. Lineage: Eukaryota; Metazoa; Arthropoda; Insecta; Diptera; Tephritidae. The coding region runs from base 176 to 958 and encodes 260 amino acids. Gene Ontology annotation, molecular function: coenzyme A diphosphatase activity. The record is from RefSeq and is a predicted model, not a curated record. The transcript is spliced from 3 exons.